Paramecium pentaurelia is the source of this 1699-nucleotide messenger RNA. The record is from the annotation of a GenBank genome assembly. NCBI's taxonomy places the organism in Eukaryota, Ciliophora, Oligohymenophorea, Peniculida, Parameciidae.
AAUGUACCUUUCAUCAAGAACAUAAGGAAGAUUAGCAAAUCUAAUAAUCACAAUAGCAGAAGGGGAGAAGAAGACUGAAAUAGCCAGAUAAGUGUUGGCUGAAUAGAAAAUGUUUGAACCAUACACAGCUUUCAGAAGAUUAGAUUAACUAAGAUCAGGUGAGUUAACUGUUGUAGAUAUCUCUGACUUUUUGGCUGAUAAUAAGAUCUUCCCAACAUAAGUCUAGCUUGAAUAUUUAUUUAAAAGGCUGGACUUGAAUCAUGACGGUAGAAUUACAUAUCCAGAGUAAAUUAUAUAGAAUAUUAUUAAGUUUCGUCAAGGCCAUAUUACCAAAAGAAGAUUCAAGAUUAAGAUAGAUUGCUUCAUUGAGAGAUAGCUAUUACAUUGAAGUAAAUAUGCUUCUUCCAACAGAAGUUGAAUGGGGACUUUCAAGAGUCUUAUAAUAAGAAAUCUAAAAUUUCAAGUACUAAUUAAAAAUAUAAUUUUAGUUCAAUUACAGCAGCAUAAGAAAUUUUGACAGGAAGUGCAGAUUUUACAUCUUUGGAUGCAUUUAGAUGCAUAGAUUAAUUAUAUAUAGGCUAUAUAACAAUAGAAAGGUAUAAGAUUUAUAUAACAUCAUUUAUAGUUUACAAACUUUCUUAAGAGGUAAUGGUGCUAAAUUAACAUUUGAUGAAUUGUAAGCUUUCUUUAGAGUUGUCGAUUCUGAUGAGGAUGGUAGAAUCACUUAUUCAGAAUUAUUAGAGGCAAUUACAUUUGUGCCUGAUUAUUUCUAAAAGGAAAGAUAAAUAGUGAAUGAAUUGAGAAGAAGCAGAGAAAGAAUUUCAUAAUUAGAAAAGGAGAGAGAAGUUUUAGAUGAUUUACAAAGAAGUAGAGAGAGAAUUGAUGAUUUAAGAAGAAGUAGAGAAAGAUUAGAAUAAUAUCAAGAUUUAUAAAAGAGUAGAGAGAGAUUGGAAGAUUUAAGAAGAAGUAGAGAGAGAUUAGAUGAUUUAAGAAGAAGUAGAGAGAGAUUAAAUUAAUUGGAAGAAUUAUAGAAAAGCAGAUAAAGAAUAGAAUAAUUAGAAGAUUUGAAAAAGAGUAGAGAGAGAUAAGCAUAGAUUGAUGAAUUAAGAAGAAGUAGAGAGAGAUUGGAUGAUUUAAGAAGAAGUAGAGAAAGAUUAGAAUAAAUGGAAUAAGAAAGAAAAAAUAAUGAAUAAUUAGAGGAACUUAGAAAAUCAAGAAGUAGAAUUGAAGAGUUGUAAAAGUAAAGAAGAAGAAUAGAAGAUUUGAGAACAAGUUAAGAAAGAUUAGAUGCUUUGAAAAGAAACAGAGAUGAAUUAGAAUUGAGAAAGAGUUAAGAGAGACUUAAUGAAUUGAAAAAGAGUAGAGAAAGAUUGGAAUAAAUAGAAGCUUUAAGAUAGAGUAGAGAACAAUAGAGAGCUUUAGAUGAAUUAAGAUAAAGUAGAGAAAGAUUAGAAUAAUUGAGAGUGUCAUAAAAUAGAAUAGAUUAAUUAGAAAAUGAGAGAAAAGCAUUAUAAAGAAGUAGACAAAUAGAGAGAGAGAUUGAUUAUGAAAGAUAAAGAAGUAAAGAGAGAUUAGAGAGAUUAGAAUUAGAAGCUUAACUUGAAAGAUAAAGAGAGAGAGCAUUAGAAUAAGAAAUAGUAACACAAAGCAAGAUUGUGUAAAGUAGAAUUUAUGACACACCUUAAAGAUUUUAUUGAUU